Molecule: messenger RNA, 966 nt
Organism: Marchantia polymorpha subsp. ruderalis
Lineage: Eukaryota; Viridiplantae; Streptophyta; Marchantiopsida; Marchantiales; Marchantiaceae
Source: the annotation of a GenBank genome assembly
GUUGUAGCGAAGUGUUGUCCACUGUACUGUUGUCCGGAAGAUUCUCGCCUUGCCCACCUCGGCUGUCUAUUGUGUAUGUGUAAGACCGCGGGCCGCAACCCUAAUCCUCCUUUUUGUACUCUGUCUCGACAGAUUGUAACUUCUUUCCAACAAGUGCUUCGACCUCCUCCUUCUCAGUUUCUCUCUCGUGCCGCGCCAAUCUCUUCGAUUGUUGUGGUGAAUUUUGCAACAUGGCAGACAUCGAACCUGAGGUCGGGACUGUGCAGCCCAAGAAGAGAACAUUCAAGAAGUUCACCUUCAGGGGUGUAGAUCUCGAUGCACUCCUGGACAUGAGCUCUGACGAGCUCGUGGAGCUCUUCCACGCUCGUGCACGCAGAAGGUUCCAGAGGGGUCUGAAGAGGAAGCCCAUGGCCCUCAUCAAGAAGCUCCGCAAGGCUAAACGUGAAGCUCCAGCUGGCGAGAAGCCCGAGCCCGUGAGGACUCACCUUCGUAACAUGAUCAUUGUGCCUGAGAUGAUCGGCAGCGUCAUCGGUGUGUACAACGGAAAGACCUUCAACCAGGUCGAGAUUAAGCCUGAGAUGAUUGGACACUACUUGGGCGAGUUCUCUAUCUCAUACAAACCAGUGAAGCACGGUAGACCCGGUAUCGGAGCUACCCACUCUUCCAGGUUUAUCCCACUGAAGUAGAGAUUUUUCGGCCUUUCUGUCACGAAACUGAUGUAUGGCCUCUUCAUAGUAAGCAAGAUUUGCCGAUCUGAAAAGGUUUCAGCACUAUAUUGCGCUCAGCUUCAGCCAUAGGGCAAAUUAUGAUUUACCUGCCUGACGUGAUCGUGUGCAUGAGUUGUUGCCUAUGUAACGGCGUUCAAUCUGAGCAGUAGAGCAUUACUCUCUCGUCUGUCAAAAUUUUUGUACUAUUUCGCUGCCAUGCUGGCGUCUCAACAUUUUAUAUGCACUCCUAGUUACAGUC